AUGGGAAAUCCCAGCGUAGUGAUACUGUUUCUGUUUAUAACAUCGUGGUUAUUUCUGACUUCAGCGUGCCCGCACAUGAAGAACAGUUUUAAUAUGUCACAGUCGAAUACAGACACCAGAGUCAUCCUCAACAUUAUGGGAUUUUUCGCCAUGACAGGAAUUUACCCAGCGGGGAUGUCAUACCUGCCUGCCAGCCUGCUGGCUAUCAAACAUAUCAACAACAAGAUGGACAUUCUACCUGGCUACAAGCUCAAGCUGAAUGCGCAUGACACUAUGUGUGACGAGUCUCAAGGCCUGGAAGCCUUCUACAAAGAAGUCUACAACCCAAACAGAACCUCCAUCAUGACACUGGGCGCCACCUGUUCUCACGUGACCGAAGCAACAGCCCAGGUGUCCACUCUGUGGAAUAUCACCCAGAUCUCCUACUCCUCCAUCUCCCCACACCUUUCCAACAGGGAUAUCUUCAAAACAUUCUUCAGGGUCAUGACCCCGGAACAAAACCUAACAGUCGGCAGGAUCAAAAUCAUGCAGGAAUUCUCCUGGAAGAAAGUUCACAUUGUCUACGAGAAUUUCAAGCUGUUUUCUACCUUGGAUGAGUACAUGAAACAAGACCUGGACAGGAACCAGAUUGACGUCAUCAGUAAUGAGAUGUUUACUACUCUCAAACCCCGAGAUACCGUUCUUGCCCUCAAAAAGAACGACGCUAGGAUCAUUAUCCUUAACAUGUACGAGGCCCAGGCCAGGCAGAUCAUAUGUGCCAUGUACAACCUGGAAGGCAGUCAAACCUGGUACAAGAAACUGGUCUGGUUCCUGCCCUACUUUUACGAUCGCAGCUGGAUCUACUCUCAGAGCAGUCAGGACAACUGUUCCACAGAGCAGAUCCUGGAGGUACUCGGCAACUACUUCUCCGUGGGCUCGCCUUCAUACCUGAAAGAUGAGAAUUAUCGCACGAUCCUCAACAUGUCUGCUUCAGAGUUCUAUCAGACAUACAUGAACGGAAAUCUUUACAGCAACAUAUUAGGGGACAUCCCCGAACAGUUUAGCAGCCUCUACAGUCAGGGAGCAAAGACAAAUCUCUUCUGUAUACAGAGGGCACCGGAAGCCUACGACGCCAUGUGGGUUAUCGCUCUUGCCCUCAACAACACGCUGACAGCCAUGAUCCAAAACAAGAGCAGUGUAUGCCUGGAAGAUUUCCGAUACCGAAACGAGACGUUCUGGAAAUUUCUGGAAGCAGGAAUGAUGAAAGUGUCGUUCAACGCAAGCACAGGUCCGUUCUCCUUCAACGCGAACAAGGAAAGGAUCACCGACAUUGAGAUCUGGCAGUACGUCAACAACAAUUCCACAAGUCAUGAUGGGAGUCUGGUGGUGGUGGGCAAGUGCCAGUUUCUGGAGGCCUCAUCCUGGGACUGUCGAGUCUUCAAAGACAAAGUUUACUGGGCCAGCGGAAAAGUCCCCGUGGACGGGGUUCAGACACAGAUCCGAACCCUGCAGGUUGACCCGAGGAUCGUGUCCACAGUGUGUGGGAUUGCAAGUCUGGGCAUCGUUUUGUCCCUGGGUCUGCUCGUCUUCAACACCGUUCACAGAGACCACAGGGUAAUCAAGAUGUCGUCUCCACGUCUGAACAACGUCAUUCUUGUGGGCUGUAUCCUUGGUUACAGUAACAUCCUGGUGCUAGAUAUCCAAGGGGAGGACACUGGGAUUGUGUGUGUUGUUCGGACGUUUACGCUUGUGUUGAGUUUCUCGCUGACAUUCGGCGCCUUGUUCGCCAAGACAUGGCGAGUCUAUGAGAUCUUCGCUGCCGGAGCCAAAGUGCUAAACACCAGGAUGCUACGAGACAGCAGCCUGUUCCUGAUUGUGACCAUCCUCAUACUAGUCAACUGCCUGACGCUGGUCGGGUGGGUGGUCGCCUCGCCCCAGAAACCAUCACUUGUUGUUAUCAGCAUGACACCGGCAACGGAAAAUAACGAUGUAAACUACACCAACGUGUUCCAAAGAUGUGACUCCACUUACCGACGCCAGUUCACAUGGGCCUUGGUGGCAAUACAAGGUGGAGUCAUUCUUCUUGGUACUUACCUGGCCAUUCAAACUAGAAAGGUGACCUUCCCUGACCUGAACGACUCCAAGUGGAUCGCUCUGUGCAUUUACAACGUCGUUGUGCUAGGUCCGAUCGGCAUCGUGGUUGUCAUGGUAACUGAGGACAAACCGGAAAUCAACUAUGUUCUCGAGGCUGGAAUGUUGAUUUUGGUUACAACUAUGACCCAGUGCCUCAUUUUUGUUCCAAAGAUGAUCGCCUACAAAAAACACAACCGCAAACACACCCAAAGCUUGGACAUCACCUUUAAACUUCGCAACAUGGACGAAAUUCUCGGCAUUUUCACGCUGGAGCCCAACAACUUGGACCGGGACACCACAGGUGCCUCAAAACCCAAGGAAACUUCUGGAAGUUGCGAGGUCUCUCAACAAACCGACUUUUCCGGUAUAGCUUGCAACGAUACCUGCCCGUGCGCAUUGAAAGACACAGAAAUAAAUCCACAAGAAAAUUCUACUUGUCAAAAAGCCACCAAUGUUGAAAAUGGAAAGGAAACAAAUGAAAGAACACACAUGUCUGUGUUGUUUCAAAGGAUCAACAGUAAACACAAUACAAAUCUAAAACCAUCUGGUUUAAACAAUGGAAAAUUACAGGCUUGUGAUUAUAGCCUUGACAGUGUGAACAUUCAAAGGUCGAGGUCAGAUUCCAGCCUCGAUGUGGAUUCAGCUUCUGGUAUAGUUCCGCAAGGGGAUGAACCUAAACCUCCCGAUGUUGAGAGUUCUAUGGGCAAUGACGACGACAAGGUAGCCGUUUUCUGGGGAAAUCUGACUCUUCAGGAGAGCAACAGCUUCUCCAGCAAACACGAAGACUCUCAGAGGCUUGUUCUAGAUACGAUCAAAGUGAAGGCAGAACUCAAGGUGUCGUCCAAACUUGGACUUCAGGCUAGCUGGAGGGAGUGGCCGGGACAUUUGAACAACGCCCAGCAGAUCUGCGAACUGUUGAGUAGGCUCAAACAGGUAGUGGAAGCUGGGCAGGGUGAGAUGAAGACAUAG
Molecule: messenger RNA, 3081 nt
Organism: Candidula unifasciata
Lineage: Eukaryota; Metazoa; Mollusca; Gastropoda; Stylommatophora; Geomitridae
Source: the annotation of a GenBank genome assembly